AUGUCUCCUAAAUUCGCUCUUGCAAUUCUGCUGCUCAGCUGCGUUCUCCUAGGAUGGCAAUGCCAGCAAACAGGCGCCUCAGCAAUCGGUCCUCGAUUCAAUCAGGAUGGCCCUUUGCCGCCAAAUUACCCCCCUCCGGCUGAGGAUGAAGCCAGUGGUGGUUCUGCCACCGUGGAUUGCGUGCCCAAUCUACUGGCUGGUAACAUCCGUGAUACCAGGAAACCUAGGCCCAAGCCAUAG
Molecule: messenger RNA, 240 nt
Organism: Drosophila teissieri
Lineage: Eukaryota; Metazoa; Arthropoda; Insecta; Diptera; Drosophilidae
Exons: 2
Coding region: 1-240 (79 amino acids)
Source: RefSeq, a predicted model, not a curated record